UGCGGCCCCCCGGCCAUGACCGUUUGCAUCCUGGGCUGCCCCAGCACCUUCCUGCCCGUCCUGGUGGAGGGAGGCAACCGCUGCCCAGGCUCCAUGGUUCUCUGCCUCUCCCCGUCCUGGGUCCGCAGGGUCCCCUCCACCUCCUCCCCGGGGGCCUCAUCCCUGCUGCUGUCCCGGGGGGUCUCAUUCAGCACCGGGGGCCGCAGCUCCCUGGGCUCCUUCACCCCCCCCCGCAGGGCCCAUUACGUACUGGGGGCGUGCGGGGGGGGGGGGCCCGAGGGACGCUGGGUCCCGGAGCUCACCCGGGACCUCGACUGCCCCACGGGGGGCUCGGAGCCCCUGCGCCGCCGCCUGGACGACCCCGUGUGGGGCCGCUGGGUGCUGGCGGCGGGGGCGGGGCUGCCCGUGCCCCCCUGCGUGGCCUUCGUGGGGGGGGGGCUCGGAGGGGAGGGGCCCGAGGGGCUGCGGGCACCCGGGGUGAGGCUGGUGCGGAGGCGAGGCCGGCAGGAGGAGCAGGAGGCGGCGGUGAGGGAGGAGCUGCGGGAGUUCCUGGGGGGGGCGGACAUGGAGAGGUACCGGGAGGUCGCGGUGCGCGCCGCGGGUUGGCGCUGGCGCGGCUCCGGUGCCCGCAGCGCGCACCCGAAGGCGGAGGGGGCGGCGGUGGCGCGCGCGGUGGGCGCGCGGCUGCGGGCGCUGCGGGAUGACGACAGCGUCCUCGUGGAGGCGCUCGUGCCCUCCGCGCGCGUGCCCGCGCCCCCCCCACGCAGCCCAGCCCCACGGCUGCCCCUGGCCAUGCGCAUCUGCACCCUGGUCUGCAGGUCCUGGGGGGACCGACCCCGGCUCUGCCAGGUGUGCUGCUCCAUGGGGCGCGCCGAGGCCCCGGUGCAUCACGGUGCGGUGCUGCCACAGGCGCUGGACUCCAGCCUGGAGCUCUGGGGGGUGGCAGCCCCUGCUCAGCGCCAGGCCCUGGCCACGCGCCUGCGGGCGGCUGCCGAGGCUGCCAUGGCUGCGGUCCUGGCCACCGAGGCCGAGCUGAGCCCUGAGCAGCGCGGUGGUGCCCGUGCCCACACCGACAUCAUGGGUGUGGACUUCUUGCUGGCGUGCGUGGAUGACACCUUGGAGCUGGUGGCCCUGUCCACCAACAGCCAGCGGUGCCUGGAGACCUGCCUGCUGGCCGAGGCUAUGGGGCGCGCUGUGGGGCAGCCCCACGGGGACACGGCGCGGCUGCUGGCUGAGGCCAUGCUGCACCGGGCGCAGCGGCACGUCGUUGAGGGCAAGGACAUCCUGCUCAUCGGAGCUGGUGGCAUCAGCAAGAGCUUCGUCUGGGAUGCAGCUCGCGAGUAUGGAUUGAAGAUCCACUUGGUGGAGUCGGACCCGGAGCACUUCGCGGCAGGGCUGGUGGAGACCUUCCUGCCCUACGACAGCCGAGAGCACCGACGGGACGAGGAGCACGCGGAGCGGGUGACGGAGCUGCUGCGCUCCCGGGGCCUGCAGCCCCACGCCUGCCUCUCCUAUUGGGAUGACUGUGUGGUGCUGGCGGCCCUGGUGUGCGAGCGCUUGGGGCUGCGCUGCAGCCCGGCCGCCGCCGUCCGUGUGGCCAAGCACAAGAGCCGCACGCACCAGCACCUGCAGCGCUGCCGUCGGGGCCGCCCGGCCCCGGCCGCCUUCGCCGUGCCCUGUUACCGGCUGCAGAGCCACGGGGACGUGGAGCGGGCGGCGGCGGCCGUGCCCUUCCCGGCCGUGGCCAAGCUGGAGUUCGGGGCCGGGGGUGUCGGGGUGAAGCUGGUGGAGACCCCCGAGCAGUGCCACGAACACGCGGCCCGGCUGUGGCGAGACCUGCGGGACGAUGCCGACCACCCUGGCAUCGGUUUGGGCUGGGGGAACGCGAUGCUGCUCAUGGAGUACGUGCCCGGCACGGAGCAUGACGUGGAUCUGGUGGUGUUCGACGGGCGCUUGAUGGGCGCUUGGGUGUCCGACAACGGCCCCACGCGUCUGCCUGCCUUCCUGGAGACCGCUGCCUGCCUGCCGUCCUGCCUGCCCCCGGACCGGCAGGCGCAGCUGGUGCGGGCAGCGCUGCACUGCUGCCUGGCCUGCGGGCUCCGCGAUGGGGUCUUCAACGUGGAGCUCAAACUGGGGCCGGCCGGGCCCCGCUUGCUGGAGAUCAACCCCCGCAUGGGGGGGUUCUACCUCCGGGACUGGAUCCAGGAGGUCUACGGAGCCGACCUGCUCCUUGCGGCCGUGCUGGUGGCGCUGGGGCUGCCGCCGGUGCUGCCCGCUCGCCCCGAGCCCCGCACGCACCUGGCCGGGGUGAUGUGCUUGGGCUCGGAGCACGGAGCCGUGUUGGGGGCCGGGGGGGGGCUGCGGGUGCUGCAGGACCUGCAGGGCCGGGGGCUCGUCCGCCUCAACCGGCUGUUCGAGGAGACGGCGGCCGACGGCGAGUACGAGGAGCCCUGGUUGAGUGUGGCGUGUGCCGCAGACACCAGAGCCGAGGCUUGCCUGCGCCUGCUGGGGCUCUGCCAGGCGCUGGGCAUCGACUCCCCCCGGUACCCGGUGGAGCAUUUCCUGUCGCACUUCAAAUAGCGGCGGGGAU
Melopsittacus undulatus (budgerigar) is the source of this 2590-nucleotide messenger RNA. It is a transcript of the gene CARNS1, whose product is annotated as carnosine synthase 1. NCBI's taxonomy places the organism in Eukaryota, Metazoa, Chordata, Aves, Psittaciformes, Psittaculidae. Gene Ontology annotation, biological process: carnosine biosynthetic process. The record is from RefSeq and is a predicted model, not a curated record. Gene Ontology annotation, molecular function: ATP binding; metal ion binding; carnosine synthase activity.